GCUUGUUUCACUUGGGUGGCGUCGCAGAGGGAGGGGCCGAGAGCCGUUGCUGUUGCUGCCUCACGAUGCCUUCAAUUAAACUGCAGAGUUCUGAUGGAGAAAUAUUUGAGGUCGAUGUUGAAAUUGCUAAGCAGUCUGUAACCAUCAAGACAAUGUUGGAAGAUUUGGGAAUGGAUGAUGAAGGGGAUGAUGAUCCUGUCCCUCUUCCAAACGUUAAUGCAGCUAUAUUAAAAAAGGUAAUCCAGUGGUGCACCCACCAUAAAGAUGACCCACCUCCACCUGAGGAUGAUGAAAACAAAGAGAAACGAACAGAUGACAUCCCUGUAUGGGACCAAAAAUUUCUUAAAGUAGACCAAGGAACUCUCUUUGAACUUAUCCUGGCUGCAAACUACUUAGACAUCAAAGGCUUACUUGAUGUGACGUGCAAGACAGUUGCAAAUAUGAAAGGAAAAACACCAGAAGAAAUCUGCAAGACCUUCAAUAUCAAGAAUGACUUCACUGAAGAAGAAGCCCAGGUACGCAAAGAAAACCAGUGGUGUGAAGAAAAGUGAAGUCUUGUGCCUGACAACUGACACUGUAAGGAUCGUUCCAAAUACCAGUUGCACUGCUCUGUUUAUAACUGUUAAUAUUAGACGAAUGCAGCAGCAAAUGAAGUUGUUCUUGUAGGGUGCUGUUCUCUUUGCAUGUGUAAUAUUUGAAUAUAGAUUUAAAUCCUUUUGGCUGAGUUUCUACCAGUGUAAUCCAAUGUCCCCUUACUUUUCCCCUGAUACCAAUAAAACUAAACUAAGUGUGGA
This is a messenger RNA of Lacerta agilis (Sand lizard), 794 nucleotides long. RefSeq names its product S-phase kinase-associated protein 1-like. Gene Ontology annotation, biological process: SCF-dependent proteasomal ubiquitin-dependent protein catabolic process. The record is from RefSeq and is a predicted model, not a curated record. Gene Ontology annotation, cellular component: cytoplasm; nucleus. Gene Ontology annotation, molecular function: cullin family protein binding. Lineage: Eukaryota; Metazoa; Chordata; Lepidosauria; Squamata; Lacertidae.